Molecule: messenger RNA, 1946 nt
Organism: Brassicogethes aeneus
Lineage: Eukaryota; Metazoa; Arthropoda; Insecta; Coleoptera; Nitidulidae
Source: the annotation of a GenBank genome assembly
CAAACGCUUGCCGUUUUUGCCAUUUUUUUGUCCAUGUAAAAAAGAAGCCGUUUUUGUGCAAUAAGUGAAGUAAUACGAGACACAGAACAGCGUAAAGUUUGAAAUACAUGUUAAAUAUUAGAAUGACGGAAGAGUUUGCCUUUAUUGCCCCAAGAUUUUAUGAUUUUAACUCGCCAGAAUUGUACAAUGACCACGAAAAAAUUGAUUCGUAUUUUGAAAUUGACCAUGAAAAUGUACAGGAAAUAAAGGAAGAAGUUGUGCCAAGUAUGUAUGAAGAUAUUUCUUUUGAGGAAGUUUUCAAUUCCCCAGAAGUUGUUGAAAAUACAAAUACAGAUAUAAAAGAUGAGUGUAAUGAGUCUAUAUUUUACUCCCCAGUGGGCACCAUAUCGGAAGAUGGACAGAAUUGUAGGAGCACAAAUAAGAAAAUAAAACCGGAAAGUGUAAAAGUUAAACUACAAGCAAGAAGUGCUAGUGUUGAAAUUAUAAAACAAAAAAAAGUUAAAAAUGAAGUCAAUGUCCUAAGUAAUAAAAUGAAUGGCCUUAAAUUAAACCCCAAAAACAAUGUUAAAUAUGCAUCAACUGAGAAUUUGUGUAAAAAUCGUGCAUAUGGAUCUACUAAUAGUUUGUCUAGAACUUCAUCGAAAGAGCAUCUAAACAAACUUGCACAGCCAAAGCACAAAUUCUCUUCUGCGGAAAAUCUAAGGAAAAAUGACUUUGUCAGUGUGGCUGAGGCAAUCAAUAAGUUUCACAAAGGUACUCCAAUAAGAUUUAAAAGCAAGCCGAGCAUUUUGCCGUUGUCGUUGAAGACCACCAUACCCCAAUCUCCAGCUUUGAGAACCAAAACUCGGCACAGAGAUGUUACGACUUUGACUAGCGAACAGAGGGAGUUACAGGAGUUCGAGAAUGAACAAAAGUUUAAGAUUAAAGCAAGGCCUAUUAACAAAAAAAUACUUGGACCCAUGAAAGCUAUGCCUUCAGCUAUACAAAAACCUGUCUCAACUAUACCACAGCCGUUUAAAUUGACGUAUGUGCCGCCAAAAAAGGUUCAACCAUCUCCUAAAAAAGAGGUACCGGUAUUUCACGCAAAACCAGCGCCAAAAAGUUUGUAUCAAGAACCAAAGUUAAAUUCAGUUGAGUCUAAGGUAACUGAACCCAAAACCCCAGCUUUCAUGAGAAGAUGCAACUCUUUAAAGAGCCUGAAUUUAGUAGAACCCAAGAAAGAAGAAAAACCGAAACAAACGCAUCCCCCUAGAAAUGAUACUUUUGAGGAAAGGCACAAAAUAGUGCUAAAGAAAAAAGAGGCUCUUGUUAAUAAGGUUUUGGAGGAAGAAAAGAAGGCCAGAGAGUUUCAUGCAAGGCCUGCACCCAGAAAAAUUUACUCUCCAUGCAAAACUUCAUCAAAAGAAAAAUUAAAUAAAUCCAACGAAACUUUGGCUCAAAAUGCGACCCAACCAUCUUUUAAGGCCAGGCCACCCACAGUGCUCUACAAAAAACCGUUUGUACCAAAAAAAGAAGAAACCCAAAUCGUGGUUUCCGAAUUCCACCUGUACAGUGAAAUUCGCGCAAAAGAGCGGGAAGAAUUUGACCGCAAAAGCAAGGAAAAAGAACAACAAACGGAAAUUAUCAGACAACAAAAUGAAGAGAGGCGAAGAAAAAUAGAAGAAGAAGAACGCGUUAAAUUAAGAAAACAGACCGAGUACAAGGCACAACCUGUCAAAAAGUACAAACCUGUUCUCAUUCAGCCCUCCAAAAAGGUCACUGAACCCCUUUCCCCUAAUUUCAUGAGCAACAAGUUUAAACAGGCAAACAAAGAGAAUGUUGUUAACAAUUAUUAGAUUUAUUAUUUUUUAAUUUCUUUAUUUUAUGUUUAGUAAUGUGCCAGCAAAAAGCUGAGCUUUUUGAUUUUAUAUAUAAUCCAAAUAAAAUACUAUUUAGAUAAAGGUAUA